UUCGCAGGUCACGGAAUGUAUUCAGCAUUCCAUAGCUAGCUUUACGUACUACUGUCAGAUGCGUGAUGGAUUUUUGUAUUGUUGUUGGCUUAUUUUGAUAAUCUGUUGUUAGAAUCUACUGUGAUGCGUCAGUGUAAUAUGCUGAUUGUGCAGACAAAUGUGCCUAUUUAAGUUUUGAAUAAGUAUUUAUUUACGUGUAUCUUCGAAUCUUUCGUAUAAAACUAUAUUGUAUAAUGGGCAACGCAGGAAGUAAUACAAGAGAACGUCACAAGCCGGGAGAAAAUAUGCCUCCGUCUUCUCCUGGUAAAGACAGUCAAGCAUUUGUAUUUGAUAAAAAGCCAAGCCCGAAGUUAGUGUUCCAGUCGUCAAACGAAGAGGAAGAACCUUAUUUUUCCAAGGACUCUGUUCAGGAUGAUUUGGGAGCUCCUCGUCAACGAUCUGCUACAGUUUCAGAAGGUACAAAAGUAAAUGAUAAAGUGUUACCAACUGUGUUUAAAUGGGAAGGAGGAGGCAAACAUGUUUUUAUUAGUGGGACAUUUUCUAAUUGGAAAACCUUACCAAUGGUAAAGAGCCAUGGUGAUUUUGUUACAAUAAUUGAUUUACCUGAAGGAGAACACCAAUAUAAAUUUUAUGUAGAUGGGGAAUGGCGACAUGAUCCUUCUGUUCAAAUAAUUGAUAAUGGCAUGGGAUCCAAAAACAACCUUAUAUCUGUGAAGAAAACUGAUUUUGAAGUUUUUCAAGCUUUGGCAAUGGAUAGUGCAAGUGCAAAUAGUAAUGAACAACGAGAAUACUCACAAGAUAUACCAGCUAAUAAGCCUUGGGAGAAAAUAGUUGGUCCUCCUGUUCUCCCCCCACAUUUGUUGCAAGUUAUUCUUAACAAGGACACACCAUUAUCUUGUGAACCUACAUUGCUGCCUGAGCCAAAUCAUGUCAUGUUGAAUCACCUGUAUGCAUUAUCUAUCAAAGAUGGUGUUAUGGUUCUGAGUGCAACUCAUAGAUAUCGUAAAAAAUAUGUUACUACUCUCUUGUACAAACCAAUAUAAUACACAUCUUAAACAGUUAUUAAAGUUCUCAUAUAGCAAAUGAUUCUAUACUUUUUCUGACUUGUUUAGAAUGCUCUCGUUCAGGACGAAAAAGACUUUGUGCUUUGGUGACUAAUUUAAUUUAUUUCUAUAUUUAUACUUCCAAUUCCAAGAACUUUUCUUGAUUUUGAUCUCCAUAUUUAUCAUUUAAUAUUUCAUAGUCAUAUUUAACUCUAGAUGAGUUGUAAAACACACACAUAUAUAUAUAAUUUUGCACACAAUAAUAUUGCAUAUACCCAGUACAUGUGGGUGUACAUUUAUGCAGCUUCAUAAUUCAUUAAAAACGGGUAAAUGUUUUGUUUUUUUUAAAAAUAUAUUGUACCUGUUCAUAUUGCUAAUUGCGUUGUUUACAAUUUGUAUACAAAUACUGCAAACAAUUUUGGAAUUUGUGCCAUCAAUAUAUCUUUAAAGGACUAAACAACUUUAUGUAGUACUUGGAGUCAUAAGAAGAUUGAAUUGUUUAAUGUUGCUUAAAAUAUUGAGAUCAUAAUUUAAAUAUUUAUUAUGCAAAAGCAAACAAUUAUUCUUGAAGUUUGAUUUAUAUCGUGGUCAUAAUUCUGAAGUUUAAUAAGAUAGUAAUUUACAUUACUCAAUUAAUGUGAAGUGUUUAUACCAGAAAAUAUUUUGUUCCUAAAUCUCUGGAUAUUUUCAUUAGUUAUUGUUAUCCUGUCAAAGCUGAAAAUUGGUAUUACCCAUAUAUCAAAUCCUGCUUAGCGAUAUUACGCUAAUACAGGAAGGAAAGAAAUGAAAAGAAGAGGAAAAGUUUUUCUCUUCGUUCUUAUUUUUCACCUAAAUUAAAAUGAAACGUUUUUAAUAUUAUUAAGUUUAUGAAUAGUCAAGAUUGACUAAUAGCUCAAGAAACGUGUUCUGGUUUAGCAUGCAUUCUUCAGAUCCAUGGGAAGUUAAAUGCGCUGACUGCUACAAAUAGUUAUUCAAAGUUGUUUUGAGAUCUUUUCUGCAGAGUGAUUGAGUGACAUAACUGUACAGUGAUGAUUCUGAAAGUGCUUUCAUACAAAUGCUAUUAGAUUUUACACUUUCUUUAAACAUUUUUGUUUUGAAAGACUACAGACAAGUUUGAAAAAGUAUGAGUAACUACUUUUAGAAACGGAAACUUUGUAAUAAAUGUCAGUUGUUUGAGAAACUUCUUUUGAUUUUCUUAGAAUGUAAUAAAGAACAAAGUUGAAGAAAAGUUGAAUACCAUAAGCUUUUGCAGAAAUUAUUUCAAGCAAAGAAGCUUCUCAUGGUUGAAGACACCGAGACAAAUCCACAUGUUGUUGAAGUAUGCAUUAGCAGUAGAAAGAAAUUCGUUAGUAGAAAUCCAUUAGAUAAAACCAAAAUGCAUUGUGUAGCAUUAUAAAUAACUAAUUUCAUUUUUGUGAAUUAAAAUUAGGGUACAGAGUACAACUGAAAUAUUAUAGUUUUUUAUGCAUAGGUGGAUUGUUAUGGGGUUUUGACCCAACAUAUUUUUUUAGCUAUCAGAGUGAUAUCAUUUGGGCCCCUGCACAUGAGCGUUACAUUACAAGACAGAUAACACUGUAUCUUAUGUGAAACAACACAAGCUCUUUGGCCGUUCUGCAUAAGAUAUAGCGUUAAUCUACUACAUGUGAUACUUAUCGCCCGUCAAUGUACCGCACGUGUGACACAGGCUUUAGUUAUUGGUAGAAUUAUAAAUGCUGAAGUUUCCAGCAUUACAGAUUGCUUUUCAGAGGUGUUCGUCCAGUUCUGACUGACAUCAGGAAAGUUGGCAAUACAUUGCAACUCUCUCUGCUAUCUACUGUUUCUACAGACAUCCUGAUAUUUAGUCAGUCAGGCAGAUGAAUUCAUUAAAAUAUUUCAUAAUUCCAAUAUUGAUGAAAUUUUAUGAACAACUUUAUCAAUUGUCAUGUAAUUGAUAUUUCAAUACUAGAAGGGGCCCUUUGUAGUUUGAUUGUGUUCUUGGCUUCUCAAGAUAUAAAUAUGGCCCUGCUCUUUGCCACUGAUCUAGGAACAUCAUUAGGUGCAUUAGAGAAGUCUGUAAACUGUUUGAAGACUGCAUGUCUUAACAAGGAGAAAUUGUUAUAAUGAAUUUUUUGCUUGGGUGAUUAUAGAAUAAAAAACAAGACAUAAAAGAAAUAAUAUGUGUGUUUCCUCAAAGGCUGAUCCUUGCUCAUUCAGGGCUUUCAUGCAGAAUUAAUUUUAUUUUAAUUACUACCAAACCAUUGCUUCAAAACAAAAUUGUUAAUUACACUUUAUUUAUGUCCCAUAAGCAUCUGUAGCAGUUAGUGCAUAAUUAACAAUUUUCCUAUUUUAGAUAUAUAUGUUGUUAAAAAGGAAGAUGUUAAAGAAUUUUUUAUUGAAAUCAGAUGUAUGGUAGUUUUUAUGUAGAUUCAUUCAUUGUUUUAGGGAAGUGCUAAACAUGGUAAUUGAGACAGAAGUAAAGAAAAACACUGGAUACUAGACGGGAUGUGUCCAUGUAAUUUUGUAUUUUUUUAUCUUUAUCAAUAUUAAAAUUUAUCUAUUACAUUUUAGAUAUGAUAAUAAAAUAUUUUCAUAGAAUUCAUGACAAUUAGUUCAGUUUUUAUUGUUCCUAUGAAUUAAGAGUUUUUUUGAACGACCUGUUUAAAAAUAUGUUUUGUCCACUCUUAGAAAGAUAAAAAAAGGUAAAAAAGAUUUAAAAAAGGUUGUGUUAAUGGUAAAAAAUCCGAGAGGAAAUUUUAAUGAAAUAUUUCUUAUAACAUUAAUGCUCAUUUGGAGUCUGCAUACAUGCAGUUCUUUGUUUUUUUCACUUUUAACAUUUCUCUUUGGGAUGAUCAAAAUAAUCUGCAAUUUAAGCUAUGAAGUUCAUGCGCUGUUAUUGUGCAAGAAUUUGUUUGUAAAGGCAUUGCAUGUAUUAUGCAUGCAUGUAUAUGCCUUAAUGAAUUUAAAGUUGUAUGGUGUUUUUGGUGCUAUGUGUUUUGUCUCUGGUGUACUUCAGAUUGCAAUACAUACAAUACUGUAUGCUGGAAAAGACUUGUAUGACGUGAUUUUCUCUUGGUGCCUUUGUUGUGUCCACAUUCUAGACAUGUACAUUGGGAGAUAUAAUUUUGAACAUAUACUAAAUUUCAAUCUACCAUUUUGGCUCUUCAGUAAAAAGGCGUAUGGAUAAUGUUAAUUUCCUUUCUUUUAGUGAAUGAGAGUGUGGAGUCAAAAGAAAACGGAAAUAGCGGAAAUAGCCCCAUGGGUCAUAAAAAAAGUAUAUAAGGAGGCAAGAAGCAACCAUUGAUGACUUUUUUUGUCCCAAGUUUCCCUGGAAUCCUUCAGGUGUGAGAUCAGUUUGUGUGUUGACAAAAAUGAUUCUAGGUGUGAACAUUAGGACCGAAAUAUUACUUCCAGCUUCUAAUCCAGAACUUAAUGUAUUACGGGAAAACACUGAAUUAUUACUUGUAAUGAUACAUAAACAAUGGCAUAAUUAGGCCUACACAUGAAAGAACUGUUAUCAUGUACACAUGGCAUUUCUAGAAUUACAAUGAACUUUUA
This is a messenger RNA of Gryllus bimaculatus (two-spotted cricket), 4577 nucleotides long. The record is from the annotation of a GenBank genome assembly. NCBI's taxonomy places the organism in Eukaryota, Metazoa, Arthropoda, Insecta, Orthoptera, Gryllidae.